ACAUUCGCGAUUAGUUCGCUCGGACGAGUCGAGCGGUGCGAACGUCGCGACAAUAGUUUCUCCGCACGGAAAAAUUGUGUCGCGUGUGCCCCGAAGCCCAGUGGUACUUUAAUACGAUAUGGAUUAUGUGCAUGCCCCUUUGUGAAUAUUUUGUGUUUUACGGCAGCUCCCCCGGACCACCCUUUUAGCUGAAUUCCAUAUUGUAAGUUGGAGCAACCGUUAUCCUGUUCGUAACCAUGGAGGCGUUGCUACCUGUGUCCGUCUCGUGGUUAUCCACUUUAGUUCUUCUCUGCUCUUUCUUUUCAACACACACCCUUGACACAAAGAUACACGAGCACAUGACAGCGGACGAGCUCCGAAGCCUCUUCCACGUGGAACAUCAAAGCCUUGUACCAUCCUAUCACCUGGUCCACUUACACCACAUAGCCAGGCGGUACAUCCCACACCUAAACGCCCACACGUCAUCUAAGAAGAUCCCACACGAAAAGGCUGAUAUAAACGAGAAGAUUUAUGCCAAAGCAAGAGAUGCUAUCAAAGAGGAAAUUGGUGAUUUAAAUGAUACAGUGAGUGUAGAGUUUGACGCGAAUUUAAGUGACAGUGAUAGUGAUGUGCACAACAUUGAAUUGGAGGCGUUCGGGAAGACGUUAAACCUAGUGUUGAGGAGGCAGGAGGGUUUGCUGAAGAAGGACGGGUUAAGGAUGUGGAAGGCGCUGACGAAUGAGUCACAGCCACAUGGUGUGGACUAUGAGGAGAUGGUUACGGAAGGCGAAGAAGACCUGGGUGAAUUGUAUCAUGAUGAUGAGAACGGAGCGGCUUUGUUGAUCAGAAGACACCCGAAGCAUGGAAAACUCGUUGUGGAAGGCUCCAUCGGUCAUGACUUGGUGAUCAGGCCUAUCCCUGAUUCUAUAACCGCACCUGACGACGAAAUGUUCCUGGACCCGAGUAGCAUGGCUGACAUGGUUUCCAUUGACACAGGAUUGCCCUUGGUUAAGAGAAAUAAGGGCGCUCAAGAAGAAUUGCAAAAGAAGCUUCAAGGGGCUCAUCAUGUCAUCAUCAAGCGAGAUCCUGAGACAGGAGACCACGAAAGUGACUAUGCUUUCAUGGAGCCAGAUCACCUCAGCAAAAGGUUUAGGCGGCGACGCUCCACAGACUCUCACAGCCGGCGGAAACGGGAAGCGCCUUACGUCAUCUACCCGGAAAUACUCGUUAUUGUUGACUAUGACGGAUACAGGUUACACGGUGGAGACAAUCUACAAAUUAAACGAUACUUUGUGUCAUUCUGGAAUGGAGUCGAUCUUAGGUACAAACUGCUUAAAGGGCCCAGGAUACGAAUCUCAAUUGCUGGUAUUAUUAUUUCCCGGGGUCGAGAUGCGACGCCGUAUCUCGAAAGAAAUCGAGUUGGUCGCGACGCAAUUGAUUCUGCCGCUGCGUUGACAGAUAUGGGCAAGUAUCUGUUCCGGGAGAGACGACUGCCAGUAUACGAUAUUGCGGUUGCCAUCACAAAACUAGACAUGUGCAGAAGACAAUACGCGAACGAUGCGUGCAAUAGAGGGACAGCAGGUUUUGCGUACGUCGGCGGCGCAUGCGUCGUCAACAAGAGAUUGGAAAAAGUGAAUUCGGUUGCCAUAAUCGAGGACACUGGUGGUUUUUCUGGUAUCAUUGUUGCUGCUCAUGAAGUUGGACACUUAUUGGGCGCGGUCCACGAUGGAAGUCCUCCGCCAUCGUACCUAGGAGGCCCUGGUGCUGAAAAGUGCAGAUGGGAAGACGGAUUCAUCAUGUCAGACCUUCGUCACACGGAGAAGGGCUUCCGGUGGUCUCCCUGCAGUGUGCAGAGCUUCCAUCAUUUUUUGAAUGGAGACACGGCAACGUGUUUAUACAAUUCACCUCAUGAAGACGAUUCCCUACCGAGAGUACUUCCUGGGCGACUACUCACACUAGACGCACAGUGUAGGAAAGAUCGGGGAACCAGUGCUUGUUUCAAAGAUGAGCGGGUGUGUGCGCAAUUAUUCUGUUUCGACGCUGCAAGUGGAUACUGCGUGGCUUACAGACCCGCUGCUGAAGGGUCCCCAUGUGGAGACGGACAGUACUGUAUAAACGGACGGUGUAUCACCGAGAACGAGAAUAUAAUCCCGGAUUACUCCCAACACACGCCGAGUUACGUCCGACCUGAGACCAGCCCCUUCUACGGAAACAUUACAAGUAGCGAAGAUACAACACAGCCAUACGUACCCAGUACAGAACCACCCCACCAACAAAACUAUUACAAAUCGCCAGAAACAACAACAGAAAACCCAUACCACUACUUCUACACGCCAGAACCAAAACGCGUAGAGAAAAGUACAGAAGCAACAAAAUUCCCACCAUCACUGAACCUAUACUCCGUAUCGACCACACGAAGUCCAUACGACUUCCAAGAUUUCUAUUCGAGAACCACGGCAGAACCCAAACGGGGCUUCUUCAGCAAGGACGACCUUGCGAGCUAUUUCUCUCGGACGACAAAGAGCCCCUACCAGGACAAGGGUGUCCAAUCUGUCUUCAAAUUUGGGACGUAUUAUUCCCAAAAAUCAUCGGAUAACUCCAUAAGACCAGAUGCUAACUCGCAGCAAGUACAGAUUGAGCCAGCGAGAUUAGUUUACUCGUAUCAGGGGAAUUUGACGGAUCGUGUGUAAUGUGGCCGCCAUUAGCAAAUCGAGCGGGAAACAUAACUGAAGACUGCUAGCUGGAUGACAGAAGUAAUGGCGCUAAAACGCCUUGACAAUGACAAUCCAGCCCUUAUAUUUGCAGAUUGUGACGUGUUCGCAUAUUAAACUUGAAUAUUACCCGAUAAAUAUUAAAUAGGCAUAUUUUAUAAUGGCAUUUUUUAAUAUUUCUUUUUUAAAAAUAUAUGCAAACAUAAGUUUAAGUAAUUCUUUAUAUAUUUGUAAUGCGAUUUUUUUUUACCUAGAGUCAGCCUUCGGAAAUCGGGGUAAAUAUUUAGAUCAUACUACUUAACAAACUUCUUAAGUAGUAACUUAAGAAGUUUCACCAUAAUAUAUAAAAAGUAACAAAUAUUAUAAGUAUAUAAUAUUUGUUAGUCAUUAUAUUUACAAGCAGUUAAACUAAGUAAUGACGUUGUCAAGCUGUACCAUAUUAAUGACAGAAAAAUAGGUCUGAUACAACCUAAUAAAUUGUUCACUUUGUAUAAUUUAUAUUUGUCUAUCUGUGGCUAGAAUACGAUAAAAAUGUAUUUUUACAAUAGUGUCAGAUAAAAUUAUUCUACAAUCGCAAUUAUUAAUUUAAAUUUGGCAAUGGGUAAUAUUCAAAUUUCAGCGGGUAAAAUAUGCGAAACACUAGUUUGUUUGAAACGUGUCUGAGAACUCCCAGGCAUUGUUGUGAGUGAUAUUACAAUGUGAUUGUGUAAUGAACAAUAAGUACAUUAGUUUGUAAAUAAAAUACGACGAACAAGAUCAAGGAUUAGCUAUAAUAAUUUAGUCUAUGGUAUUUCGUUUAAAAACGGUUGUAUAAUAGUAUUUUUUUAAGAAUAAAAAGAAACUGCCAAGAAGUGCCUUUUAAGAAAUAGUUUAAUUUAGGAUUAUAUAACCCGAAAUAUUGUGACAUUAUGAACAGUGUACUACUUUAUUUUUUAUAGAAAAGGCAGCGGGGUUCCAUUUAUCUAUCAUUUUCUAAGCGACUGGAUCGCACUUUUACUCUUAUAUCAGAUUUUACGACAAUGUUUACUCCUUGCCAUUGUUGACACAAUAGUCUGUAAUUUUUGUUUCUCAUAAUUAUUUAUGACAUAGAUAAUAAAAGUUACCAUAGAUUAGUUUGGCAAUUAAAACUGUUACUUGCCAACUAUUUAUUAUUUUCUAUUUAUGUAUUCUUUCGUCCUAUAUGUUAAGGAAAUAA
Molecule: messenger RNA, 3885 nt
Organism: Pieris brassicae (large cabbage white)
Lineage: Eukaryota; Metazoa; Arthropoda; Insecta; Lepidoptera; Pieridae
Gene: Adamts-like
Product: A disintegrin and metalloproteinase with thrombospondin motifs 4
Exons: 18
Coding region: 237-2669 (810 amino acids)
Biological process (GO): proteolysis
Molecular function (GO): metalloendopeptidase activity
Source: RefSeq, a predicted model, not a curated record